Molecule: messenger RNA, 466 nt
Organism: Sinocyclocheilus grahami
Lineage: Eukaryota; Metazoa; Chordata; Actinopteri; Cypriniformes; Cyprinidae
Product: NACHT, LRR and PYD domains-containing protein 1b allele 5-like
Exons: 3
Source: RefSeq, a predicted model, not a curated record
GAUGAUUCUGAAUGGGAAGUUAAAAUACCUUCAGAGGACACAACUGACGCACAUAUCAAGUACAGUGUCAGCUCCUCUGAAGGGCAGCAUGAAUGUUCAGAGACUGGCAUCCGCUGGCGGUCUGACAGUGACGUCAGUUUGGAGUAUCGGUUUGUUGACUGGAAAUCACUCAGUAAAGAUAUUAUGAAGAAAUACAAACCAUGUGGACCUUUGAUGGACAUCACUGUAACCUCUGGCACACUGGAGGAAAUUCAGCUACCUCACUUUGCCUGUGUAGAUUUUGAAUCUUCCUCAGAUGAUGCAGUGAAAGCUCUUCAUGUAAAGGACGGCACUGUUUCAUUGGAAAGAUGUGAAUUAAGCAGAUUCCAUGCCAAGCUUCUCAAUCCCACCUUCUCAUUCUUGGCAAUUGUUGUAGAGGUGCAACAGUACCUCACCAUGAAAUUUCACUGUGAAACUUUGAUUUAUC